CCUGAUGAUGGCGGAGGCGGAGGCGGCGGCGGAGGAAGGGCCAGGCCGAGGGGAGCCGCGGGGGGCGGUAGUGGGGCCGCCUUCGCCUCAGCAGCAGCAGCAGCAGCACCGAGAGAGAGGCGGCCAGGAGGAGAAGGAGCGGGAGGAGGAGGAGGAGGACGGUUCUCGGGGGCAGCCGCCAUCAUUAUUAUUAUCAUUAUUAUCAUCGUUAUCCCCUUCUUCUUCCUCUUCGCCGCCUGAGGGGCAACGGAGGCGCCCUGACGACGAGGAGGAGGCGGCGGAGGAGGGAGACUCGUCCCCGUCCUUCCCUCCGUGGCGCUGGUGGCGUCGCCGCCGCCGCCUCGGGCUCCUCUCCGCCGGGCCCCCUCCUCCUCCUCCGCGCUGCCCCUCCGCCGCCGCCUCCUCCUCCUCCUCCUGGGGCUCCUGCAGCUUCUCCCGCCGCCUGGCCCUCUGCUGUUGUCAUGGAGGAGCCAAGAUGGCGGCCCUGGCCUACUCCUCGGGCAUCAAGCGGGAGAUCAACCACUACUUCAGCGUGAGGAGCGCCAAGGCCCUGGCCCUGGCCGCAGCCCUCCUCCUCGCCGCCUCCCACGCCCUCAGCUCCCGCCGCCCAGGUGGUGAUGGUUGUGAAUACCUUCUGUCUAGUGGAAGAUUUCUUGGGGAGAAAGUAUGGCAGCCUCACAGCUGUAUGAUGCAUAAAUAUAAACAGAGUGAAGCAAAAGACUGUCUCAGAGGCCAGCAUAUUACAUUUAUAGGUGAUUCUAGGAUUCGUCAGCUGUUUUACUCAUUUGUAAAGCUCAUAAACCCCAAAAUUAAAGAAGAGGGAAACAAGCAUGGAAACAUUCACUUUGAAGACAAAUCUUCAUCUUCUUCACUUAAAGUGGAUUUUCUGUGGUAUCCAGAAGUCAAUGGCUCUAUGAAGCAGUGUAUCAAGUCUUGGAUUGAAGGUCCUUCUCCAAAGCCGGACAUAAUUGUAGCAGGAGCUGCUACGUGGUCUAUCAAAAUUCACAAUGGCAGCAGUGAAGCACUCACACAAUACAAAAUCAAUAUCACAUCCAUUGCACCUCUUCUGGAAAAUCUGGCAAAGUCAAGCAAUGUCUACUGGGUCUUACAAGAUCCAGUUUAUGAAGAUAUGUUGAGUGAAAGCAGGAAAAUGAUCACUAAUGAGAAAAUAGAUGCCUACAAUGAAGCAGCGAUUAGUAUUUUGAACAGCAGCUCCAAAAAUUCAAAAGCUAAAGUAAAAGUUUUUAGUGCAUCAAGACUGAUAGCCGAAGAAACCAUAAUUCAGUCCUCAGAUGGCUUACAUCUUCCUGAAUCAAGCAGAGAAACAAGUGCAAUGAUUCUCAUAAACAUCCACUGCAACAACAUUAUAAAGCCAAUUGAUGGUUCAUGCUGCCAACCUCGGCCUGCCCUCACUUUGAUUCAAAAGCUAGCCUUCUGCUUUUUUGCUUCAUCUGCAAUUGGAUAUUUAAUUCUGGUCCUGAUUCGUCAUAACCAUCACCGGAAGAACAAGCCAUGCACUGAUAUGGAAAGUGGAGAGGAGAAAAAAACUGCCAGUAAUAGCCCAGCAGUUUCUACCCUAGAGACACUUUUGCAGUGCUUAUGCAAACUUGGUUUGAUUAUGAGUUACUUCUACAUGUGUGACAGAGCAAAUUUGUUCAUGAAAGAAAACAAGUUUUACACACAUUCAUCCUUCUUCAUACCAAUCAUUUACAUUCUGGUGUUAGGGAUAUUUUAUACUGAAAAUACUAAAGAGACCAAGGUGUUAAAUAGGGAGCAGACAGAUGAGUGGAAAGGGUGGAUGCAGCUUGUCAUUUUGAUUUAUCAUAUCUCUGGAGCAAGCACUUUUCUGCCAGUCUACAUGCACAUCCGUGUGUUGGUUGCUGCAUAUCUUUUCCAAACAGGCUAUGGGCAUUUCUCAUACUUCUGGAUUAAAGGAGAUUUUGGCAUUUACAGGGUGUGUCAGGUUUUAUUUCGACUGAACUUCCUGGUUGUGGUGUUGUGCAUUGUGAUGGACAGGUCUUACCAAUUCUAUUACUUUGUACCUCUGGUCUCUGUCUGGUUUAUGAUCAUAUAUAUUACUUUAGCUCUAUGGCCUCAGAUAGUCCAGAAGAAAGCCAACGGCAGUUGUUUCUGGCACUUUGGUUUACUGCUGAAAUUAGUUUUCCUGUUCAUCUGUAUAUAUUUUCUUGCCUAUUCUCAGGGUACAUUUGAGAAGAUUUUUUCUGUUUGGCCAUUGUCUAAAUGUUUUGAGUUAAAUGGGAGCAUCUAUGAAUGGUGGUUUAGGUGGAAAUUGGAUCGCUAUGUUGUUUUUCAUGGAAUGUUGUUUGCUUUUAUUUAUCUAACAUUUCAGAAGCGGCAAGCCCUCUCAGAGGGAAAGGGCGAGCCUCUCUUUCCCAGCAAAGUUUCAAAUACUUUAUUAUUUCUUUCAGUAGUCUCUUUCUUGACCUACUCUAUUUGGGCAAGUAGCUGUAAAAACAAAGCUGAAUGCAAUGAAAUGCAUCCGUCUGUUUCAGUUGUACAGAUUUUAGCUUUCGUUCUUAUCAGGAAUAUACCUGGUUAUGCUCGUUCUGUAUACAGUUCAUUUUUUGCCUGGUUUGGCAGAAUUUCCCUUGAGCUUUUCAUCUGCCAGUACCACAUCUGGCUGGCAGCAGAUACCAAGGGGAUCUUGGUCCUUAUUCCAGGAAAUCCCAUGCUCAACAUUAUUGUCAGCACUUUUAUAUUUGUAUGUGUGGCACAUGAAAUUUCUCAGAUCACAAAUGAUCUUGCACAGAUUGUUAUCCCAAAAGAUAAUGCAGUUCUACUGAAAAGGUUGCUGUGUGUAGGUUUAUUUUUUUCUGGACUUCUCUUUUUAUCAUCAGUUCAAGAACAAUCAAGGUAAUUUCUCACAAAUCCCCAAAGCAUCACUUUGGGCUUCCCUUGUGUUUGACUGCGCCAAAAAAUAACUUAAGUAAAAUCAACUGGAACUACACAAAACCCUCACAACUUUUAUGACUGUGGACUAUACAGGAAAGAUGUCAUAUGAAGACUAUCAUUGUAGAAAUUUCACUACUUAGCAUGGGGAUAUCCACCCACUAAUGAAAACAGAAACUGCAUGUGAAGAAAAUGCGUCUUUUCUACUGGAGUGUUAUUUCUGUUUACAUUUCUUUCUAAAAAUAAAGAUAAAAAUCAAGCAAGUUUAGCUGAAGAGAGACAUUUUAUCUGGAGGCAUUAUCCAUUGUUAAAAAUUACUAGCAUACUGUUUGUAUAUUUAAAGCAAUUUUUUGUUGCAAGAAAUAAUCCACCCCCUUGAAGGAAUUUAAUUCCUGUCCUCAUAUAGCAUGCUUACAGAAGUUCAUUUACUGCCAGCACUCUACCCAUACAAAUUGGCUUAAUGUCUACAACCGUGUUUUUAAAUAGUUCAGCAUUGAUGUGCGAUCAGAUUUUUCCUAUAGUAACUGGAGAGUUUCUGAAAGUUAGUAGCAUGUUUUACUGAUAACUCUGUAUUAGUUACUGUAACUAAUACAUGUCUAGGAAACCCUUCAAGUACUGAGGGAAAACAAUCACUUUAUCAAAAGCAUAGGCCUAAUUCCAGUUGUUAGUCCCAACUACAGUAGACGCAUUAAAUAAAUGGAACUUCCAUGAGUACUGAUUUACCCAAUCCCCAUUGAAUCAGUGGAUCUACUCUAGUUGGAACUCAAUUGGAUUUCAGCUCUUAACAUCCAUGUUUACAAUGAAUAGCAUAGCAUUUCAGUGAAGAUCAUUUUCAGUAAUUUCUGUGUUUCAUAACUGACAUGUUGGCAUAGCCUUAUUUUGAUUUUUCUAAAAUCAUGUGGUUUAUUUCAUUACUAUUUUCAGCAUAUCCAAAUAUCUCUUUGGCCAGAUCCCAACUGUGUACUUCUGUUGGGUGCUGCUGUUUCUGCUAGGAUCAGUGAUCCACCCUUAGCUCCCAUGUUCCCUAAAAGUCUGCUCUGGAGAGCUGGAAAGACCUAUGGAGCAGGCUUUGGGUACCAUGGUGGGUUGCCCCAUGAGGGUGAGGGAAAGAAGGUUCUGAUUCUGCUGGUGUUUAAUAAGGAAGUACAUCCUGGAUCUUGUCAGUUGUAGCUUACAAUAUUAGUGUCAUAUGUUCGUUGAAAACUAAGAGUCUUCAGCCAUUCUCCUAUAAUUUCUCCCUUCUAUUUCUUGUGUAUCAUUGUAGUCACACAUGAGGAGUGAAGUAGCUAGAAUACAACUAAACUGUUUCCCAUUGGCAAUAACUCUAUAUAGGCUUUGCCCCUGUUGUUGUUGUUGUGUGCCUUCAAGUUGUUUUUCACUUAUGGCAACCCUAAGGCGAACCUGUGAUGGAUUUCUGAUGGUGAAAGAGUGUGACUUGCCAAAGGUCACCCAGUGGGUUUUCAUGGCCAAGCAGGGAUUUGAACCCUGGUCUCCAAAGUCAUAGUACAACAUACAGAUCACUAUGCCACACUGGCUCUUAUAAGAAUCUUAUAUCACACAUACUACACUGAAGAGGUCAGGUACCUAAAACUUAUAUGGAGUGUAUAACCAUUACCUUCUUUUCAUUUGGAAGGAGGUUGGUUUCUUUUUGAUUAAGUGAUUUUUCAUUCUCGAUUGGCCUUUCUAAAAUGAUACAUUAUGCUUCUAUGUAAGUAUUUAGGAUUACUUACAUUCUCAGACUAUUCUUUCAUAACUAAGCUGCGGAUGUGAAAAAAUGUUGCAAUUUAGAUUAAAGGAGAGAAUGUAAUUUAAAUUCUUCAGAUUGAACGUAUUUCACUGACUCUUUAUCCCAGUGAAUUCACUAUGCUAACUUUUUGGAGUAGGAUCACAGGGCACAUUGUAAUAAGAGUUCAAACUAUGGAGCAUUCUGUAACCUAUUUGAAAUGUAUGGGUCUUAAUCCCAAAUAGUGUAUGCAUGAUCAAAUUUCAUGCAGUUUUCUUUUUAGAAGUUUAAGAAGCUGGCACCCAACAACUGUCAGACUACUUUUUCAACAGUACCAAUUUCAUAAUGUAAUUUGAGAACAGGUGCAAAGUUUAUUAGUGGGAAAAUAGUUUGUGUACAGGGGAUGCUUUUUUUCUUCCUGGUGCCCAUUGCAAAUUUUUAAAGAGCAUUAAUUGUUUCUAUUUCCAACUCUCAGAAGUCCCAGCUCGCAUGGGUGCCUAUGGUCGUAAAUAUCUGGAUGGUCAAAAGGUUUCCGUUCCUCUUGCAAAGGAACCUCUUAUUAAUAUAUAUCUUAGCUGAAUACCUGUGUACUUACUCCUGUGGGUCUUGGCUUUAAGAAACAUGUUCCUGUAAUGAUUAUGUUUCCAAUGAUUUGAGCACUUGAAUAAUGAAUAGACAGUAUUGUUUUCUAUGCAUAUGUGUAUACAUGUAAUGAUGGACAAUAUGGUUUUCAAUUUAUAGGAAGCCUGUUUCUUGUCAUGCAAAGAAUCUUGUGAUGCAGGGUCAUAGCCAAGUAUAAUUGGGCUGGGGAGACUUCACUGAAGAAUGAUAGACCACAUUUGUUUCAUUUAAAGCUUAAGUUGAACCUUCCUACUCUGUUAACAAACAACAAUGUGUAAAUCCUAUUUUUUCAUUUGCCUGUUUGUUUUCACUGGUAUCAAAAGUUGCCCUUUGCCACUAAUAGAAGCAUUUGAUUUCUAUGUUUCAUUUCUGUUUAGCUGAGCACUAUAGUAAUGGUUGGAAAGUCAUAGGCCGCAGGUUCAAAUGACAUCCAUAACAUUACAGUGUGAGAGAACCUUUGAGAAGAGUGGGGGUUUUGUUGUGUUUAUAAAACAAGAAUUGUAGAUAUUUUAUUUAUCUGUUGUACAGAUUUGGUUAAGGAUUAUUUUUUAUGUUUGAAAUAUUGCACUUGUUUGCUAUUACUGUAUGUGGGAUAAAGUAUAUUUUCUUUUAAAAUUAUGUGGAAAAUAUGAAGUAAUUUAAAUAAAUGUGCUGUGGGUGCUUUA
Messenger RNA from Sceloporus undulatus (fence lizard), 5919 nucleotides. RefSeq names its product CAS1 domain containing 1 (gene CASD1). Gene Ontology annotation, cellular component: Golgi membrane. NCBI's taxonomy places the organism in Eukaryota, Metazoa, Chordata, Lepidosauria, Squamata, Phrynosomatidae. The transcript is spliced from 18 exons. Gene Ontology annotation, molecular function: N-acetylneuraminate 9-O-acetyltransferase activity. The coding region runs from base 5 to 2878 and encodes 957 amino acids. The record is from RefSeq and is a predicted model, not a curated record.